Messenger RNA from Pneumocystis murina B123, 606 nucleotides. Its product is annotated as GTP-binding protein ypt5. NCBI's taxonomy places the organism in Eukaryota, Fungi, Ascomycota, Pneumocystomycetes, Pneumocystales, Pneumocystaceae. The record is from RefSeq and is a predicted model, not a curated record. The coding region runs from base 1 to 606 and encodes 201 amino acids. Gene Ontology annotation, molecular function: GTPase activity; GTP binding. The transcript has 8 exons.
AUGGAAUCACAACUGUUUAGUGCCAAGCUCGUCCUUUUAGGAGAAUCAGCAAGUAGCCUUGUAUUACGGUUUGUUAAAGAUCAAUUUGAUGACUAUAGAGAAAGUACAAUAGGAGCUGCAUUUCUUACACAAACUUUAUCUCUUGACAAAACAACAACAAUCAAAUUUGAGAUUUGGGAUACAGCAGGUCAAGAACGUUAUAGAUCGUUAGCACCAAUGUAUUACCGCAACGCAAAUUGUGCGAUUGUCGUCUAUGAUAUUACGCAGGCGGAGUCGUUGGAUAAGGCAAAAGCAUGGGUGAAAGAACUUCAUCGACAAGCGUGUGGAAAUAUUAUAAUUGCAUUGGCAGGAAAUAAAGCAGAUUUAUCAGAACGACGAGCUAUAGAAAUAGAGGAUGCUCAGGCAUAUGCACAAGAAGAAGGGCUAAUUUUUUUUGAAACGUCGGCAAAAAGUGCACAAAAUGUAAAUGAAUUGUUCCAUUGUAUCGCCAAGGCACUUCCAUUAGAACAUCCGACUCAUAAACCACGAAGUGCAGGAUUAACUCGAGAUGUUGAUUUAUCUCGGCGAUCAUCGGUUGUUAAUGCAUCAUCUACAUGUAAUUGUUGA